This is a messenger RNA of Mytilus trossulus (common blue mussel), 736 nucleotides long. RefSeq lists its product as uncharacterized. NCBI's taxonomy places the organism in Eukaryota, Metazoa, Mollusca, Bivalvia, Mytilida, Mytilidae. The record is from RefSeq and is a predicted model, not a curated record. Bases 137 to 538 code for a protein of 133 amino acids. The transcript is spliced from 3 exons.
GUGGAGGUUUACCUGUAACCUUAUGUGUCUAUAAGGGAAGUUGUAAUAAUUAGAACACAUUGCGUAUUAAUAUUUUUAGUAUAUAAACCAGAAUUUUUCGCUGUAUUAUCACUGAGUUCUCCACCCAGCAAACAUAAUGAAAGCCACACUUGCCGUUGUCUCCGUCUUGGGUCUUUUUGCCCUAAACUGUGUUAGUGCUGAAGGUUACGGCAAUGGAGGUGGAUGGUCCGGGUAUGGUAACCAAGGAUACGGAAUGGGAGGUUACCAAGGAUACGGUAAAUCAGGUGGUUACCAUGGAUACUCCGGAUAUGGAAAGAAGGGAGGUUACGUUGACGAAAUCACACACUACCAACCUCUCCCAGUUUAUGGAGGCGCUAUGGCUGGUCCAUAUGCCGGUGGAUAUGGUGGAGAUUUGACUGGUGGUAUUGGUGGAGGAAUGGACGGUGGUCUGUUCGGACAAGGUGGAGGCCUCCUGAUGUUUUUCGUCUUGCUUCUUCUUUUGAACAACAACAAUGGCAAUGGUUUAUUCGGUCGUUAAACUAAAAACUAGAAGAGUUUAGAAGCCAGUGAUUAUAUGAGAAGCAACUUAAGAUCUUGUGAACUGUAAAUUGACUGUAUACUGUGUAUUGAAAUGAAGAAACAAUUGGAUACUGUUACAAUUCUGAUAAAAAAUGUAAAAUUCAAUGCAUUGUUAUUGUGAAAUUGUGAAACAUGAAAAAUAAAACAUAAAUAUUAA